UAGACGUGGCGCUGUCAUUUACCCGCACAUUCAUUCUCGCGUCCCGUCAAACCGACAAACAGAGAACAGAACAGCACCAGUUGCAACAGAAGAAGUGUGUGAUAUACCCCAACAUAUUACUUAGCAUAUAAAAGUGGCCGCGAUGAAAUUCCUAAUCUGUACACUACUCGCCGCGGCUUUCUACGUGGCCGCUGCCGAAGUUAAAGUUGAGGAGGGGGUUCUCAUUGCGACAGUGGACAACUUUAAGCAAUUGGUUGCCGACAAUGAAUUUGUGCUAGUUGAAUUCUAUGCUCCCUGGUGCGGACACUGCAAGGCCCUCGCUCCCGAGUAUGCCAAGGCUGCUCAGCAGCUGGCCGAGAAGGACUCGCCAAUCAAGCUGGCCAAGGUCGACGCCACCGUCGAAGGUGAGCUAGCUGAGCAGUACCAGGUGCGUGGUUAUCCCACACUCAAGUUCUUCCGGAGCGGUGCUCCAGUGGAGUACAGCGGGGGUCGUCAGGCCGCCGACAUCAUCUCUUGGGUAACCAAGAAGACUGGACCACCUGCCAAGGAUCUGACCAGCGUGGCCGAUGCUGAGCAGUUCCUCAAGGACAACGAAAUUGCCAUCAUUGGCUUCUUCAAGGAUACCGACUCUGAGGAGGCCAAGACCUUCACCAAGGCCGCCAACGCCCUGGACUCGUUUGUCUUCGGUGUGAGCAGCAAUGCCGAUAUUAUUGCCAAGUACGAGGCCAAGGACAAUGGCGUGAUCCUGUUCAAGCCCUUCGAUGACAAGAAAUCUGUGUUUGAAGGCGAGCUCACCGAGGAGACUCUGAAGAAGUUCGCUCAAGUACAGUCUCUGCCCCUGAUUGUGGACUUCAACCACGAGUCGGCUUCAAAGAUCUUCGGAGGCUCCAUCAAAUCCCACCUGUUGUUCUUCGUCUCCAAGGAGGCCGGACACAUUGAGGCCCAUGUCGAUCCCCUUAAGGAGAUUGCUAAGAAGUACCGCGAUGAUAUUCUGUUCGUUACGAUCUCGUCUGAUGAGGAGGACCAUACCCGCAUCUUUGAGUUCUUCGGCAUGAACAAGGAGGAGGUGCCAACCAUCCGUCUGAUCAAACUGGAGGAGGACAUGGCCAAGUACAAGCCAGAGUCGAACGAUCUGUCUGCCGAGACCAUUGAAGCUUUCCUGAAGAAGUUCCUCGACGGAAAACUGAAGCAGCACUUGCUGUCCCAGGAUCUGCCCGAGGAUUGGGAUAAACAGCCUGUCAAGGUCCUUGUCUCCAGCAACUUCGAGAGCGUCGCCCUCGACAAGAGCAAGUCCGUCCUGGUUGAGUUCUAUGCUCCAUGGUGCGGCCACUGCAAGCAGCUGGCACCCAUCUAUGACCAGCUGGCCGAGAAGUACAAGGACAACACCGACAUUGUGAUUGCCAAGAUGGACUCUACUGCCAACGAGCUGGAGAACAUUAAAAUCUCAUCCUUCCCCACAAUCAAGUACUUCCGUAAGGAUGACAACAAGGUCAUCGACUACAACUUGGAUAGAACUCUGGACGAUUUCAUCAAGUUCCUCGAUGCCAACGGUGAGGUGGCCGAUGCCGAGCCCGCAGAGGAGACCGAGGAGGAGGAGGAGGCGCCCAAGAAGGACGAGUUGUAAAUCCAACAACAAUAACAAAUAACAACAUAAACAACAAAAGCAAACAUGAAAAUCCAACAACAAUGAACAGCAACAUCCCUACAACAAACAACAGCAACAACAAAUAGCAACGUACAUUCUGUAGUUUAUUUCUAUAUUCUAUUUUUAUGGGGUUGUCCGCACAGGCUCGGCCAGAAUCUCCUCAUCCAGCAAAUGAGUUUUUAUCAUUUGGCUGUUGGGUCAGGUCAGCUGGUCGCCCGCCCGUCCGCCAUCCCAGCAUUUGCCACUCAAUUUUAUCUUCGCGUUAUCAAUUUUUCAAUUUUGUUGUUUGUAUCUGUACUUGCAACGCAACUUUCAACGCUCUCUUCAGAUGUUCCUGUCGAUUGCGUAAACUUAAAAUUCAGUUUUAUUGAAGAAUGAAGCAAAAGCGAUAAAUUUUAAUAUGUAAUUCUUUAAGUUUUCUUUUUUUUUUGGAAUUUUUAGAAUCAUUGAAAGAACUGAUUAAGAACUUAACAAAUAAAGUUGGUAACAACAUUAAAACCAGAAAAAAACCAA
Messenger RNA from Drosophila miranda, 2158 nucleotides. It is a transcript of the gene Pdi, whose product is annotated as protein disulfide-isomerase. Gene Ontology annotation, molecular function: protein disulfide isomerase activity. Gene Ontology annotation, cellular component: endoplasmic reticulum. The coding region runs from base 143 to 1624 and encodes 493 amino acids. The transcript is spliced from 2 exons. The record is from RefSeq and is a predicted model, not a curated record. Gene Ontology annotation, biological process: response to endoplasmic reticulum stress; protein folding. Lineage: Eukaryota; Metazoa; Arthropoda; Insecta; Diptera; Drosophilidae.